GCUGUCGUCUUUUGAUGACGUCGAGGUAAUGGCCGCUCUCGCUGUGCCGUUCCUAAUGUUUUAUUUUCUCCACCACAGCGGUUAAACUAAAUCGUUUAUUAUUUAUUGUAGACUGUUAAAACCAAUAUAAGCGGGAGAGGCGAAGUUCUUAACGCAGCAGCGCCGUCUUAAAAGAGGUCCGGGUCGACAAGAUUAUUCUCUAAUGGAUACUCCUGAGAGCCCUACCCAGUCCCCUCAGUCCCCUGAGGAGGACGAGAAGGGCCUUUCUGACAAUGACCUGCUGGAUUCUCACGAUGAAGACGAGGACGGGGUAAUCUCAGAUAGUGACAUGGUCCACGAAGAUGACAAUGAGGCGUUGGCUGACGAAGAUGACGAUGAUGAGGUAGCGGAAAGCCGAGGAACAGGUUUGGAAUUUGAUGAAGAGAGGGAAGAAGAUGAGGUGGUCCCUGACUUUGUCUCAGACCCAGAAGAUGAGGAGCCUCAAGAAGAAACAGAAGGGAUGGGACAAGAGGAUGGGACCAUUCUGCUGAUGGAGGGGGAUGAGGAUGGUACACAGGGGGAUCGGGAGGAGGACAAGGACGGAGACGAGCAAGAAGAUGGAGUGAUUGACACCCCACAGUCUCCAGACUCAGAGCCGGAUCAGGGCAGGCGCUACAUUGCUGAAGAAGAUGGAGAAGAUGGGGAGGAAGAAUACAGGGACUACCAGAAGGAGACCUCGACAGAGCGUGAGUCAGCUGAGGUGGGUGAUGAGGAGGAAGAAGACAAAAGCAAAGCAGAGGAGGAAGAGGAGGACGAAAGGAUAAGAGCUGAGGAAGAAAAGAGAAGGAGAGCUCUUGCGAUAAGGGUAAUGAAGGAUGACUCAGCAUCUGUUUCCAGGGACCUAGAUGAGCAUGAACUGGAUUACGAUGAGGAGGUCCCAGAAGAGCCCAGCAUCCCUGGUCAUGAGGAAGAGGAAGAUGAGGAAGACACAAAAGGGGAAGGAGAAGAAGAGGAGGAGCGUGAGGACAAAAGCAUUAAGAAGAAGGAGAGGAAAAAAAUUCUCCCUCCAUCUCCGAAAGACGGUGAAUUCAGGAGGACAGACGACUCCAAAGGGUCUGAGAGGGCACGCAGAGAUUCCUUCAGAGACAAGAAGAAAGAUGAGGAUGAUGGAGAGAUUGAUGAAGGAGAGAUAGAUGAUGAUGACCUGGAGGAGGGAGAAGUUAAAGAUCCCUCCGACCGGAAGAUAAGACCCCGUCCCAUCUGCAGGUUCUUCAUAAAAGGAAAUUGCACAUGGGGUAUGAACUGUCGGUUCAUCCACCCUGGUGUCAAUGACAAAGGUAACUAUUCUCUCAUCAGUAAGCCAGACCCGUUCUCACCUAACGGAGCGCCUCCAGGAGGACCACACCCACUCAUCCCCAAUAACCCCUGGGCUGCACCUGCCGUAGAGGAGCUUCCUCCCCCCCCUCCUCCAGUGGAGCCUCCUGUAGAGAGUGCCUGGGAAAGAGGAUUACGGCAUGCCAAAGAGGUGCUGAAGAAGGCCACUAUCCGUAAGGAGCAGGAGCCCGACUUUGAGGAGAAGCGCUUCAACGUGACCAUCGGAGAGGACGAGAGAGAAUUUGACAAAGAGAACGAGUUCUUUAGAGAACGCAGCUACCGCAUCAUCAGAGAUGAAAUGGAAUUCAGGGACCCUGCAUACGGCGACCCUUAUGCUGAUCCAUACUUUGACUACGAAAUGGAGGCCCUAUGGCGAGGGGGGCAGUAUGAAAACUUCAGAGUGCAGUACACAGAAGCCCCUCUUCCCUACCCCUACCCUGAUCGCGAACGUGAGCGAGACCCCCGUGAGCGGCACCGGGACAGAGAGAGGGAGAGAGAUCACCGUGAGAGGGAGCGCCGACAGAGAGAAAGAGAGAGAGAGAGGGAGCGUGAGCGUGAGAAGGAGAGGAUCCGGCGGAAAGAGGAGUGGGAGAGAGACCGGUUGAAGCGUGACGAUAAGGAGAGGCCGAGGGUGCGUCCUCCUCGAGAUGCAAGGGAGAAGAAAGAGGAGGAAAAAAUGAAACCGCGCUCACCUCUAAGCAUGCCGCCAAACAGGCCGAUGGAGCCUCCCUCAAAGAAGGAUAUGAUGCCAGUCAUGAGGCGACCAGAUGAGUGGAAGGAUCCAUGGCGUCGGUCCAAAUCACCAAGAAGAAGACCUGGAAUGGGGUCCCCACCACGAGGGCGCAGGCGACAUCGGCCCUCUGGCUCCUCUGUCUCUCUUUCAAACUCCUCCAGGUCUUCUUCUCGCUCUUCAUCCUACACAGGCUCUGGGUCCUCUCGUUCCCGCAGCCGCUCCUCCUCAUUCAGCUCCUACUCCAGCCACUCCUCCCAACGCAGCUCUUUCAGCGGCAGCCGCUCUAGGUCUCGAUCUUUUUCCACGUCUCCUUCACCGAGUCCAGCAGCACCAAGGGCGGCUAAGAACAAACCAGACCCUCCCCCUAUGCUGGCUAAAGGCAUGCCGCCGAAGCCAGGGGCCAUGCCCCCUCCUCGCAGAGACAAAGCUCCCAUGAAGAAAGCUCCCAGCCCUCCUCCUCCUGGUGGACCACAAGGCAGGCCUUCCAAACCCCCGCCAGAAGGAGGAAAGCCUCCCAUCAAUCCUCGGGAGCCUGGAGGUGCAGGUGGUGCGGCAGGUGGUGGCGGAGCAGGGAGACCCCUGCCUCCACGGGAACCUGGAAAACCUCCCAACCAGAGGGAAGACAGACGGAGAGACCGGCAGCAGCAUCUUCCUCGGAGACAAACUGUGAGUGGGAGUGUUAGUGGAAGUGGCAGCAGUUAUUCUGGUUCCAGCUCCAGAUCCAGAUCCUCCUCCAACUCCCUCUCACGCUCACGCUCUGGAUCAAGAAAAUCCAGGAAAUCCAGGUCUCUGAGUGUGAGCAGCGUGUCAUCGGUGUCAUCAGCAUCGUCCAGCAGCAGCUCUGUGCGGAGCGCUGACUCGGAUGACAUGUACGCUGACUUGGCGAGCCCCGUGUCCUCCGCCAGCUCCCGCUCGCCCACACCAAAUCAACCGAGGAAGGAGAGAGGGCCUCCACGGGACCGUCUUCCACACGGCAGAGACAAAACCAGGGAGAGACCGCCAAAGAAAGAUGAACCUUUCCGGGAAGAGCGCAGGAAGAUUGACCCAUCUGGAGGCCCACCAAGAGGAGGCAACCCUAUGCCUAGAUCAGGACCAGGAAGCCGCGGUGGCCACCCUUUACAUCCCCCACCUGGCGCCAUGGGCCCCCCAGGAAACUAUGGAGGUUCAGGAUCUCACAAAGACAUCAAACUCACCCUCCUCAACAAGCAGCAGGGAGAUAAGGGCAACCGCAAAAGGUACCUGCCUUCUGACAAAGACAGGCCGGGUUCCCCCCUCAGCAAGAGAAUGGCGAUGUCUCCAGACCGAGGCCGUGAUAAGAGGAUUCCUGGUCGACCCAUGCUUUCCCCUCGAAUGGAUCGCCCCAGAGGCCAAGGUCCCAGACCAAUGCCCCCCCAGGGAGACAGAAAACGACCUCUGUCACCACCCUCAAAGUCGUCUGGGAAAGGCCCGGCAGUGCCUUUGGGCAAGCCGGCCGCCCCAGGCUCUGCUCCAGUUGCUGGCUCAGGCUCUGGUUCAGCUUCAGGCUCUAACAAACCCAGCAACACACUGUCCCGCCGUGAGGAGCUGCUGAAGCAGCUGAAGGCCGUGGAGGACGCCAUCGCUCGAAAACGUGCAAAGAUCCCCUCCAAAUAAACAAAAGCCCACAUCUCGUCUGUUAGCCUGCCUGAGUGAGGCCCUGCGAGGCGGAGAAACAAUGAGGGUCAUGGGAUGACUUUUCUCCUGCCUUGAGUGGAUGUAUUAAAAUGUUGUGUGGUUCAUGUAUAGAGGCUAUUGUGUAAGAGAGCAGGAAAAGGCCACUCAACAUCCAUCCUUUGCUUGAGGUUCCACUCUGCUCCAUUCCAGAGAGUUUCUCGCUCCCAUAUGCUCGUUUUUAGAUCCCGUCAAAAGUCUCUGAAUGUCUCGGCUGCAGUUUACCUCGUCAAAUUGCAACAGGAGGAAACAUUUGGGCAUGUGGUCAGGGAGGGAUAUCUCAGGAAUGGCAUGUCGACGUUACAGAAACAGAAGGGUAUUAAGGUGCACUUGUGCACUUGCUUCACACUGUUCAUUCAAAAAGGAAGCACCUUCUCAUGUUGUGUAACAUAUUACAGAUUUAUACACCGUGAGUAUCCUACGUCUGCCUUUCUCUAGCCCCUCCUAUCGUCUUUGUUCUCCCACACGUUUUCUUCGGUUUCCUCCAUGUGGACUCAGCUCUACAGGUUACAGACAGACUUCACAAUGCUUAUUUGUAUAAAUCCACAAAUUCUUGAGCAUUCAUAUUCAGCCCCUUUAAGUCAUCAUGAGCCUGUGCUUUGUCCACAGCAGACUUAUCUUCAACCAAUGACUUGUCUGCGUUCAGUGUUAAGGGCAGUGUUCACUGUCACACUUUGUACAAAAAUAGCAAAUCAUCCAUUUCUUUAAAGUGUAAGAUUAUAGACAACAGUGAUGUGAAGUAUUGCUUCUUCUUCCUCUUUUUUUUUUAAUCUACAGCAUUUUGUUUUCUUCUAAGCUCUUCUCAAGUGAUCAACUGAUGUUUUAUUUGUGUGAUAUUUUUAGUUUGAGGAGUACGAGAGAUUGAACGGGGACAUUUAGACACAAGAUUUGUCUUGCUUUUGUGACAAAAGCCUUCUAAAUAAACUAUUUUGAUAAAGAGAA
Molecule: messenger RNA, 4717 nt
Organism: Labrus mixtus (cuckoo wrasse)
Lineage: Eukaryota; Metazoa; Chordata; Actinopteri; Labriformes; Labridae
Gene: zc3h18
Product: zinc finger CCCH-type containing 18
Exons: 20
Coding region: 203-3718 (1171 amino acids)
Molecular function (GO): metal ion binding
Source: RefSeq, a predicted model, not a curated record